Ictalurus punctatus (channel catfish) is the source of this 6318-nucleotide messenger RNA. RefSeq names its product fibroblast growth factor receptor 3 (gene fgfr3). Gene Ontology annotation, biological process: positive regulation of kinase activity; positive regulation of MAPK cascade; multicellular organism development. The coding region runs from base 607 to 3081 and encodes 824 amino acids. NCBI's taxonomy places the organism in Eukaryota, Metazoa, Chordata, Actinopteri, Siluriformes, Ictaluridae. Gene Ontology annotation, molecular function: fibroblast growth factor receptor activity; fibroblast growth factor binding; ATP binding. The transcript has 18 exons. The record is from RefSeq and is a predicted model, not a curated record. Gene Ontology annotation, cellular component: signaling receptor complex; membrane.
CAGUAGGAGAAGAGCGACAGGCGGCGAGCGCAGCACUCGCAGCGGGGACGCGGUUUGAAAUCCGAUCCGGGCUAAUUUUUUUUUAACCCCCCUCCUCCUCCUCCUUCAGAGUACGGAGCUCCAAACUGUUUAGCGGGAGUUCGUGAGUCCAGCAGUUUCACACAGAGGAGCGCCUGAGCAGAGAGAGGAGCUCACAUCAGUCCGACCCGCGCCGCGCACCUCCGCCACAUUCCCCGCCGGUUAGUGGGACGAGGUGGACUGUGUACCAACUAACUGAGGCUUUCUUCUCAACUCUAACAGUCAAACCCGGCACAGGCGGAGAGAGGAGCUGAAGUUUAUUUGGACUGAUCCGUACGGAAGAGUUGAACACGGCUGAUCUUUAGUGCAUCUUAGCUGGACUCAUUGGACUAUCCACCUUCUCAAGAACCAGCUGUGCAGUUCAUGGUGAUUUCUAAUUGCUGAGGAUUACUGGCAACACGGGAGAUUUUCGGGUGGCAAGUGGACCAGCGACAUCUGUGUGAGAGUGCUUGAGUGUGUGUGUGUGUGUGUGUGUGUGUGUGUGUGUGUGGCAGCACUACGUUGACAUCAUGUGUAGGACUGUGGAAGAUGUGUGAGUCUGGUGUCUGUGGCGAGGAGCCUGGGCCACGACGGCUCCUGGCUGGGAUGAUGGCGCUUUGCCUUCUCCUCUACCUCACCUCCAUUGUCCCAUCAGUGCACAGCGCUCACCUGCCCUCGGCACAGCCCACAGACUGGCGCUCGAGCGAGACGGAGAUGGAGCUGGAGACGGAGGUGUUUCUAGAGGACUACGUGGUGGCCGUGGGGGACUCGUUGGACCUUCAGUGUAACGCGCCAAACUUCCUGAUGUCUGUCACGUGGCAGAAAGAUGGCAGCAUUGUGCUCCCUGGCAACCGAACGCGGCUGAGCCACAAGGCACUGCACGUCAACAACGUCUCAUACGACGACUCGGGUGUCUACUCCUGCCGAUACGAACAGGGCAAGGCGCUGCUCGGCAACUAUACUGUCAGAGUCACCGAUUCCCUCUCAUCUGGUGAUGAUGAAGAUUAUGAUGAGGAGCCAGACGAUGCAGGUAAUGGAAAUGAGGCGCCGUACUGGACCCGCCCGGACCGGAUGGAGAAGAAGCUGUUGGCUGUCCCUGCUGCCAAUACGGUGAAGUUCCGCUGUGCUGCGGCAGGGAACCCCACCCCCACCAUCCACUGGCUGAAGAAUGGCAAAGAGUUUAAGGGCGAGCAGAGGAUGGGAGGGAUUAAGCUGCGGCAUCUGCAGUGGAGUUUGGUAAUGGAGAGUGCUGUUCCGUCAGACAGAGGCAACUACACAUGUGUAGUGCAGAACAAGUAUGGGACGAUCACACACACUUACCAGCUUGAUGUACUGGAGCGUUCUCCUCACCGGCCCAUCCUGCAAGCAGGUCUGCCAGCCAAUCAGACGGUGGUGGUGGGCAGUGAUGUAGAGUUCCACUGUAAGGUGUACAGUGAUGCACAGCCUCAUAUCCAAUGGCUCAAACACACUGAGGUGAACGGCAGCCGAUUUGGCCCCAACGGAACACCAUACGUUACUGUCCUAAAGACUGCUGGCAUUAACACUACGGAUAAGGAGCUGGAGGUUCUGAUCCUGACCAACGUGUCCUUUGAGGAUGCGGGCGAGUACACAUGUCUUGCGGGGAACUCUAUAGGUUAUACCUAUCACUCAGCUUGGCUUAUCGUUCUACCAGCUGUAGAAAUGGAGAAAGAGGACGACUACGCCGACUUCCUGAUCUACGGAACGGGCUGCGUGCUUUUUAUCCUCACGGUGAUCAUCAUCAUCCUCUGCCGCAUGCGUAUGAACACGCAAAAGACGCUUCCCACACCUCCUGUACAGAAGCUCUCCAAAUUCCCCCUCAAGAGACAGCAGGUGUCCUUGGACUCCAAUUCCUCCAUGAAUUCAAACACCCCCCUGGUCAGGAUCGCCCGCCUGUCGUCCAGCGAUGGACCAAUGCUGCCCAAUGUCUCAGAGCUAGAACUGCCAUCAGACCCCAAGUGGGAGUUUCCUCGCUCGAGGCUAACACUAGGGAAAGCUCUUGGUGAAGGCUGCUUUGGGCAAGUUGUGAUGGCUGAAGCCAUCGGUGUUGAUAAAGAGAAACCCAACAAGCCAAUCACAGUGGCAGUCAAGAUGCUCAAAGACGAUGGCACUGACAAGGACCUGUCUGACCUGGUGUCUGAAAUGGAGAUGAUGAAAAUGAUCGGCAAACACAAGAACAUCAUUAACCUGCUUGGGGCAUGCACACAAGAUGGUCCUCUCUAUGUGUUGGUGGAAUAUGCCUCCAAAGGGAACCUGAGGGAGUAUCUGCGUGCCCGGAGGCCUCCCGGUAUGGACUACUCGUUUGACACCUGUAAGAUUCCAGACGAGACUCUCACUUUUAAGGACCUGGUGUCCUGUGCCUACCAAGUAGCCAGAGGCAUGGAGUACUUGGCCUCCCAGAAGUGUAUCCAUAGAGACCUAGCGGCCAGGAACGUUCUGGUUACGGAGGAUAAUGUGAUGAAAAUUGCUGACUUUGGUCUGGCCAGAGACGUGCACAACAUAGACUACUACAAAAAGACCACCAAUGGUCGUUUGCCCGUUAAAUGGAUGGCACCGGAGGCUCUGUUCGACCGGGUCUACACACACCAGAGCGACGUCUGGUCAUACGGAGUGUUGCUAUGGGAGAUCUUCACUCUGGGAGGAUCGCCGUACCCUGGCAUCCCUGUCGAGGAGCUCUUCAAGCUGCUCAAGGAGGGCCAUCGAAUGGACAAACCUGCCAACUGCACUCAUGAACUGUAUAUGAUCAUGCGUGAGUGCUGGCAUGCUGUUCCGUCUCAGAGACCCACAUUCAGACAGCUGGUGGAGGAUCACGACAGAGUUCUCUCCAUGACAUCAACUGAUGAGUAUUUGGAUCUCUCUGUACCGUUUGAACAGUACUCUCCCACCUGUCCAGACUCUAACAGCACCUGCUCCUCCGGAGAUGACUCCGUGUUUGCUCACGAUCCCCUGCCUGACGAGCCGUGCCUCCCGAAACACCACCACAGCAACGGCGUCAUACGGACAUAGAGGCUUGAAACACUACAGCAGCAGCAUUAUACGGGUGUAACCAGCUUAUACACGACAGCGGACAUCAACACGUGCUAAAAUCCGUCGUAAUAACGGCAUUAACACCCUUAAGAGGAAGGUGAAGAGGGCUGAGGGGUCGAAGACAGGUCACCCUUCAAUCCCCUGAUAAACAUCCAGAUAAGGAGGAGGCUCAGUGUUGCCAGACCAAACGAAUUCACUCGGCUCACUGCGAAGUUCGAGUGGGGAACGAAAGCUUAGUGUAGACUACAUCAAGGCUACCAUCACCACAUUUCCUCUUCCUCAUGCCCUUCUUCCAUUUAUAAGCUGACAUUCUGCUUUUUGAUUCAUGAUUUUUUUUUUUUAAAGAGAAUUCCUAUUUUUCUACUCUGCCAGUUUAUUUUUUCUUUAACGCUUGGCAGUUUUAAGGGUGAAACCAUUCCGUGCCUAUUGAACAAACACAGAACCAGUGGAACAGUGGGGACUUAUUAUACAGUACCUACAUAUUAGAGUGACACCCCGAGUGUCAUUCCAUGUAGGACAACUUGGAGCUGAUGGGAAAAUAUUUGAUUUGUGUGAGAAUCAAACUUAAACCAUUGCUUUCAAACACAUGGCCAGUUUCGUUUGUUUUGGGUUUUUUUUUUCAACUAUUACUUCUUUUUCUUUUUUCUUUUUUCACGAGAACUUCUGACAUGCCGAUCUUUUAAAGGAGAUGUGAGAUUUAAUUUGAGGAAAUGUAAUUGUGUGUUUUGUAUGUAUCAAAAUUUUCUAUUGUAAAUAUACAGAUAUAAAUAUGUAUCAUAUUGCAGUCCACAGCAGUGUAUGUAAGAGAAAAGAUUUGAUUUAAAAAAUAAUAAUAAUAAUAAUAGUUUUUAAAAAAAAAAAAACAAUGCAUUGCAAAUGAGCAUACAUUGUUGAGGUCAUGUAAACAUUUAAUCUUAAAAAGCGAAAAGUUUUAUUUGAAUUAACAUGUAUAUUUGUAAAGAUAUUUAUAGACUUAACAUAAUGAUUUUAAGGUCUAAAAUUAUAGUCUAGGGUUUUGGUACUGUAAACAAAGGGUUGGUUUUUUUUUUUGUUGUUGUUGUUGAGUUUCAUUUUGUAAGUUAUUUACCACAGAGGUGCAGCAUUUUCUCAGCCAGUGGAUUUGUUUUUUGUGUUUUUUUUUCUCUCUCUUUAUUUUCUUUUGUGUUCCAUCUCUUUGUUUACAGUGGCAAGAAUGUAUAAACACUAUUGGCAGCGUAAGAACCAGCAUAAUGCCAUGAACCAGACAUUGAGUUCUGAGAUGAAAUGCGAGUGCCACAUGUUUUACAUUGUGUCGACUGUGAUGUCAGUGUUAAUAUCUGUUCUACAGGGACCACACAUGAUUGUUCUCUGGAGAAGAAAUUGUCAGACUUCUGAGAGCUAAAGAAUUCACAAUUUGUACACAAUUUCCCGAUAAUCCCCCCCCCACCCCCCAAAAAAAGAAGGAAAUAAUGCAGGGAUUUUAAGUUUGUCCAACAAAAGUAUUACAGAAAACGAAAAACGUUUUACAGAAGGGACAGCCUUCUCAGAGAAUGAACACUGUGGCCCUGUAUGGCCUCUUUGAUAUGAAGGAAUGCUUUGUGGUUAAAACCCAAAUGGCAUCAAUUAAGAUAUGGUGAAACCAUUUUCUAAAAGUGUGUUUUAUGAUCGCUAUUUUUCAUUUGCGCUAAAAGAAAAGUGUGAAAUACUGCGAGGUAUCUUCCAUCACUAUAUUUGUACAAAGUGCCAAAAUCUUCCAUCUGCCAAACGUUUCUGUUCUAGGUCCGUUAACGAGUCCAGAUUCUUUCUUCCUCUUCGAUCUGAGAGUGUGUUGCUGAUAUGUGAUUUGUCUCUUGCUUUGUGAGUCAAACAAUGCAUUGUGGGAAGGUUUGGUUGUGUCUCAGGGUGUCCUUAGACAAUUGUGCAUGAACUGGCAAUAAUGUAUAAAGGGACAAAUCGAGAGACAAGGUGAUGCACUUGCUGCUAAAACAAACAAACAAACAAACAAAAAAUAUGUAGAUUUAAUAUCUGAGGAGUGUGAAGCUCUUUCUCUGUCCCGUCAAAGUUAUUAUGAUCGGCCCAUUUUCUAUUCAUCAAGUGCCUGGCCCAUAGGGAGGGUUUGAUGUUUUGCUAGAGGUUUUGAAUGUACAGCCACAGCAGCAGAGACUUAACCAGGGUGUUUCUUUAAAAAAAUAUUUCGUAAAGCACUUCUUUACUGUUGUUGGAUUGCAGCACCCAAAACAUUCAUUGGGAAAGUUCCAUCUCUUCUUCUUCCAAUCGACAGAGUCCCUCAAAAAAAAAAAGAGAGCGCUCAGCAUUUACUUAUUGAAACACACUCUUUCUCCUGAAUGGCUCUCCUCAGUAUGACCUUUAACCUCUUGUUCACCUAAGAAAUUCCCCUAUGCUCUACUACUGAAGGCCCCACACCCCCACCAGCACUGCGAUGCUGGUCCUUUCCCCGCAAAUAUUUAUUGUAUUUAUAAUUUAGUUUGUUAAGAUGUGCAUACAACAGUGUUGGUUUUGUAACACUUUUGUAAUCUAAGAUGGAGGUCGUACCAAGACGUGUUUUGGGGUUGAAGAGGGUUCAAUUCCAAUGAUAAUGUUUACAUUCUCUUCCAGACAUCAUGCUUUUCCUGCCGCUUUUGAACUGGCUGGAAUGAUUAGCAAUACGGUCUAAUGACCACAUUAUUAUUAUUAUUAUUAUUAUUAUUAUUAUUAUUAUUAUUAUUAUUAUUAUUCACUUGACUUUAAUGUGUCCUUUCUUUUAGCUCUAUGUGAUAGUGCCAUUCAGCUCUUAUUAGAGAAUAUUACAGUGAAAUGACCGUUUUAAUUUGCAGAUUUAUUAUCAUGCAUUGAGUAGAUUUGAUAUAGUUUUGAUGAUUUUUAACUAGGAGUGAAAGUGAUCUUUGCAGUAUUUUCUCACAAAGGAAGUUGGUCCAACAGUGCAUUCCAUGUAGACUUUUUGGAGGAAAUAAAGUUUGCCGAAUUAAAGUAGCAGGUCAUUCAGCCUCGUUCUGUUUCUCUCACCUUCUAACAUAGAGACGUGUGCAAACAAAGUUUACUAACGAUUUGAUAUGAAUGCCUUCUUGUAUUUUUCCUCCAUGUCCCUGUUCUGAGAACAUUCCACUGUAUUUCAGUUUCACCCACAGCGGUGAACUCCUCCAUACUUACAGUCUGUGCCUGGCAAAACAUUGCUAUUCAUUAAAAGAAUUUUCAAUAAACACAUUACAUUAAAAUGGU